GGAGCCGCGCACGCCGAGGCCGCGCGUCCUCCCCGGGCGCAGCGCGGAGCUGGGCCGUCCCCCGGCUUCUGCAAGGAGGACAAUGAUAUUUUGUUUUCUAAGCAGAACAGUGCAACUAGCAAGUACAUCCAGUCUACCAGGAAGACUACUCUGUUCAGCUCGCACGAAUAAGCCAGUAUUGACUCUGUUCACCAAGAAACCUUGCCCUCUUUGUGAUGAAGCAAAAGAAGUGCUUGAGCCAUAUAAGAGAAGGUUUAUUUUGCAGGAGGUGGAUAUUACCCUUCCGGAGAACUCAUCAUGGUAUAAUAAAUACAAAUAUGACAUACCUGUUUUUCAUUUGAAUGGGAAGUUCUUAAUGAAGCAUCAAGUAGACAUUCAGAAGUUUGAGGACCAGCUUACGAAGCUGGAGAUGCAUAAUGAUGGAAACCAUUGAAGAAAAUAUGGUUGUUCCAAUUGGGUUCUGAAACAACUGUGCAAAAUAAAUGGUAUGAAGAAAUAGUA
Messenger RNA from Centrocercus urophasianus (Greater sage-grouse), 501 nucleotides. RefSeq names its product chromosome unknown C5orf63 homolog (gene CUNH5orf63). Lineage: Eukaryota; Metazoa; Chordata; Aves; Galliformes; Phasianidae. The record is from RefSeq and is a predicted model, not a curated record. Bases 83 to 433 code for a protein of 116 amino acids. The transcript has 4 exons.